This is a messenger RNA of Eriocheir sinensis (Chinese mitten crab), 2508 nucleotides long. It is a transcript of the gene Mettl3, whose product is annotated as N6-adenosine-methyltransferase subunit METTL3-like. Lineage: Eukaryota; Metazoa; Arthropoda; Malacostraca; Decapoda; Varunidae. The coding region runs from base 190 to 2112 and encodes 640 amino acids. Gene Ontology annotation, cellular component: RNA N6-methyladenosine methyltransferase complex; nucleus. Gene Ontology annotation, molecular function: mRNA m(6)A methyltransferase activity; mRNA (2'-O-methyladenosine-N6-)-methyltransferase activity. The record is from RefSeq and is a predicted model, not a curated record. The transcript has 11 exons.
GUUAGUGUUGGUGUGUUGUGGUGACGAGUGUGUAUUUGUUUUCUGAAGGAGUCUAUUGUACCGCAGUCUAAAAUCUGAUGAGGCACGGGCAUAGGAAGAUUAUUAUUCAUUCGCACAACAAAUGAGGCCUCAAAGCACUCAAAUGAAGAAGAAAAAACUAAAAAUAGGGAGCGGGUAGAAAGGAAAUAAAUGCUUAGCUUUCUUAAUGAAGAAACUAUUGUUCUCCUUCUUUUAUUAUUCUUAUUAUGGGAGUGGCAUCAUGGCGGCCGUGCGAACACACCGAAGCCGGAAGUGUUGGCUCUAACACACGUCCAGCUGUGGACAGGUGUUUGUUUACGUGUGGUGCGUGCCGUGCCUCCCUGUGCAGUGCUGUGCCGUGCCGUGCCGCCGUGUGUGCUGGCCGCCGAGAUGGGGGACGAGACAUGGGCCAACAUCCAGCGAGUCAAGAGCAACAGGGAGCGGUUCCGCGAGAAGAUCAAGAAGCGGCGGGCGGAGCGCGAGACGCUGCUCAGCGCCGUGGUGGGCGGCGGCGGCAGCCCCGGCCCCGCCCUGGCCCCCGCCACGCCCCCGCCGCCCCCGGCCCCGCCAGCAGCUGCCUCCAAUGGAAAUGAGGAUUGGAACCUGGAGUGUGCCUUGCUUGAGUGCCUCAAUGGGGCAGUACCUCCUGUACCUGCAGCUCACCUCACCCUUACUCUCGCCAAUAAACUUGGCAGAAGCCUCGAGGCCAAGGACAUUGAUAAUCUUCUGCAGAAGUUUGCUUAUAAAGAACUCAUAAGCAUUACCCAAGAUGGAGGGGAGGGCCACACAACCAUAACAGUCACAGCAGUGCAGCACAGCAGAGUGACGGCAGUCUUAGGUGCCGAACACAAAGAAAAAAAACACCACACCAUCUCUUCCCAGCAAGAGGAGAGUCCUGCCGCAGAACACAGUGCUAACACCUCCGAGGAGCCACCCUCCAAAGUGCCACGCCAAGCCAAGGAGGUGAAGAAUGACAAAGAGAAGAGAAAGGAUAGGCAAGAGGAUGAUGUUAUGAGCCUCCUUUCAGCCCAGAGUAUUCGGGAACGUGAAACUAAAAAGGUUGGGGAAGAGAUCAUGGAGCUGCUAAGUAAACCCACUGCUAAGGAACAGAGCAUUGCUCAGCGUUUUAGGUCCCAGGGAGGGGCCAAGGUGCAGGAGUUCUGUCCUCAUGGUACUAAGGAGGAAUGUGAGCGAACUACAAAGAAGGGAGGACUGCAGUGUGGACGCCUACACUUCCGGAAAAUCAUUCAGAAGCACACAGAUGAGUCGCUCGGGGACUGUUCCUUUCUCAACACCUGCUUCCAUAUGGACACCUGCAGAUACGUCCACUAUGAAGUUGAUUACACAGGAGUGAGUGAACAGCAGCAACAGCAGCAACAACAGCAGCAGCAACAACAAGAACAACCAUUCUCUCUGAUGGCACCCUUGGAGCGUCCACGGCAGGAAGAACGAACCAUCCUCUUUCCCCCACAGUGGAUCCAGUGUGACCUUAGGUUUCUCGACAUGUCCAUACUAGGAAAAUUUGCAGUGAUCAUGGCUGACCCACCAUGGGACAUUCAUAUGGAGCUACCCUACGGCACCAUGUCUGACGAUGAAAUGAGGCAACUUAACAUCCCUAUCAUGCAGGAUGAGGGACUCAUCUUUCUCUGGGUGACUGGCAGGGCAAUGGAGCUGGGACGUGAGUGCCUCAAGUUGUGGGGUUACGAGCGUGUAGAUGAAAUCAUCUGGGUCAAGACCAACCAGCUGCAGAGGAUCAUUCGUACUGGCAGAACAGGACACUGGCUGAACCAUGGCAAGGAGCAUUGUCUGGUGGGUAUGAAGGGCAAUCCCAAGAUAAAUCGCGGCUUAGAUGGUGAUGUGAUUGUGGCUGAGGUACGUGCCACCAGCCACAAACCUGAUGAGAUCUAUGGCAUCAUUGAGCGUCUCUCCCCUGGUACACGCAAGCUGGAGCUCUUUGGCCGUCCUCACAACGUGCAGCCCAACUGGGUGACCCUUGGCAAUCAGUUGGAAGGUGUCAAUCUGCUAGAAGAAGACCUUGUUAAGGCCUUCAAGGAAAGUUAUCCUAAUGGUAUCUGCCGCAAGCCUUCCCCUUAGGGAUCAAAGACUGUUUAGUUCUCUACUGUAUUGAAGAAGAUAAUAGCAAAGAUAAUUUGCUGCUAGGGUUAAGACCAUGGAACAGUAUAAAUUUUAUGUACAAAGUUUUGGGACUCAGCAACAGGUUCUGCUUUAAAAUUCAUGAAAAAAAAUCAUGGAAUCAAUGUAAUACUAAUGUUUGUACAAAUUAAAAUCAUUUGUUGUACUACUAUAUUGGUGGGAACUGAACCAGAUGGACCCAUUUGGGUGGCAGUGAGUUUUAACAUUUGUCCAUUUUAAAAUGAUAUAAAGGGAUACUUUAUCAUAGCUGAAAUGACUGUAUUUUUACUAUAAAUAAAACAGAUGAACUAAAAUAAAUACUGCUAUGACAUUUCUCAUAAUAAAUAUUAAUCUUUG